Molecule: messenger RNA, 2310 nt
Organism: Miscanthus lutarioriparius
Lineage: Eukaryota; Viridiplantae; Streptophyta; Magnoliopsida; Poales; Poaceae
Source: the annotation of a GenBank genome assembly
AUGCCUCCUAAUUACGCCGCCGCGAGAGGCCGGGAGAGCGCAAGAACCAUGAUCCUUGCGCUGUUCGCCGCGUCGGUCCUUUGGGCGCGGCCGGCGGCGGCGGCGACGACGGCGAUGCAGCCGAACGCGACAUGCCUACGGCGGUGCGGCGACAUCGACAUCCCGUACCCGUUCGGCGUCGGCCCCGGGUGCCACCUCGAGACGGGGGACUGGACGUUCAGGCUCACCUGCAACCGCAGCGAGGACGGGCGGCUCCGGCUGUACAACUACCAGAUCGAGGUGAUGGACAUGUCGGUGCGCCUGGGGCAGCUGCGCAUCUACAACAUCAUCAACCCAUGGUGCUACAACGCCACGACGCGGGCGAUGAACGAGCAGCACAACUGGUGGUACAACAUGUCCAUCACCAACUUCCGCAUCAACGACGCGCAGAACCGGUUCACCGUCAUCGGCUGCAACUCGCUGGCCUACAUCCGGUCGCUCAACGACAGCGCCGACACGUACAUGACCGGGUGCAUGGCCAUGUGCCCCGGCGUGAGCCGCCUGGAGAACGGAUCCUGCGCCGGCGUCGGGUGCUGCCAGACCGCCAUCCCCGGCGACCUCAACGCGUACUGGGUCUCCUACGAGGACAAGUUCAACACCUCCGGGAUCGUCAGCUUCAGCCCCUGCAGCUACGCCGUGCUCCUGGAGGCCGCUGCCUUCGACUUCCGCACCACGUACGUCACCACCGACGCGUUCAUGGCGGACAACGACGGCAAGGUGCCGCUCGUGCUCGACUGGGCCAUCGGGAACAAGACGUGCGAGGAGGCCAAGCGGAACGCGUCGGCGUACGCGUGCGUCAGUAGCAACAGCGAGUGCAUCGACUCCAAGUACGGCAAGGGCCGGGGCUACCUCUGCAACUGCUCCGCCGGAUACGACGGCAACCCCUACCUGCUCAACGGCUGCCAAGAUAUUAACGAGUGCGAAGAUGGAAGAUUCAGCUACCCGUGCUCUGUUCCUGGUACCUGCAUCAACACUAUUGGGUCAUUCUACUGCGCAUGUCCUGACAAGACGACGGGCAACGCCUACAAUGGAACGUGCGAGGACAAGAAAACCCAAAUCGGGUGGCAGAUCGCCAUUGGUGUUACUAGUGGCGUUGUCGCACUGAUCGUCACGGCGACCUGCCUCUACAUGAUCCACGAGAAGAGGCGGUUCGCCAAGAUCAAAAGCGAGUACUUCAAGCAGCACGGCGGCCUCCUGCUGUUCGAGGAGAUGAAGUCGAGGCAGGGCCUGUCCUUCACGCUCUUCACCCAGGAGGAGCUCGAGGUGGCGACCAACAAGUUCGACGAGCGCAACGUGAUCGGCAAGGGCGGCAACGGCACCGUGUACCGCGGCACCGCCAAGGACGGCACGACCGUGGCGAUCAAGAAGUGCCGGCUGUCCAACGAGCGGCAGAAGAAGGAGUUCGGCAAGGAGAUGCUCAUCCUGUCGCAGAUCAACCACCGGAACAUCGUCAAGCUCUACGGCUGCUGCCUCGAGGUGGAGGUCCCGAUGCUGGUGUACAAGUACAUCCCCAACGGCACCCUGUACCGGCUCAUCCACGGCGGGCGUGACCGUGACCGCGGCGUGCCACGCAUCCCGUUGGCGCUCCGCCUCAGGAUCGCUCACCAGGCCGCCGAGGCGCUCGCGUACCUGCACUCCUGGGCGUCCCCUCCCAUCAUCCAUGGCGACGUGAAGACGUCCAACAUACUCCUCGACGAGGACUACACCGCCAAGGUCUCCGACUUCGGGGCCUCGGCGAUGGCGCCGACGGACGAGGCCCAGCUCGUGACGUUCGUGCAGGGGACCUGCGGGUACCUGGACCCCGAGUACAUGAGGACGUGCAAGCUGACGGACAAGAGCGACGUGUACAGCUUCGGCGUCGUCCUGCUCGAGCUCCUGACGUGCCGCAAGGCGCUCAACCUGGAGGAGCUCGAGGAGGAGAAGUACCUCUCGUCGCAGUUCCUCCUGGUUCUUGGCGAGGACCGCCUUGAGGAGAUACUGGACGAGCAGGUGAAGGGCGAGCAGAGCUUCGAGCUGCUCGAGCAGGUCGCGGAGCUGGCGAAGCAAUGCCUGGAGAUGACCGGCGACAAGAGGCCGUCGAUGAGGCAGGUCGCGGAAGAGCUAGACAGGCUGAGUAGGUGGUCCCAGCAUCCCUGGGGUCGCCAGAACUCCGAGGAGAUUCGGGCAUUGCUUGGUGGAUCGCCGAGCACGGCCUCAGAAAUAGAACUUAGUACCAGUCGGAAUAUCAGUUUUACUGAUACGGCGUACAUUGGAAUUAGGUCUCCACGUUAG